Molecule: messenger RNA, 668 nt
Organism: Varroa destructor (honeybee mite)
Lineage: Eukaryota; Metazoa; Arthropoda; Arachnida; Mesostigmata; Varroidae
Gene: RpL23A
Product: ribosomal protein L23A
Biological process (GO): translation
Cellular component (GO): ribosome
Molecular function (GO): rRNA binding; structural constituent of ribosome
Source: RefSeq, a predicted model, not a curated record
CGAGCGAUUCCCUUUCGAUAAAUGAUCAGCAGAUCACUUCCUUUUUUGCUGCAGCACUAGCUAUGAAGGGAUCUAAGAAGCUCGCUGGAGAGAAAGCCGCAAAGGCUCCUGUGGCCAAGACGGAAGAAAAGAAAAAUGCCGCAGCCGAAAAAAAGGCAAAGAAGGCCCGAGUUAAGGUUAUCAAGGGUCCCCGUGGCUCGCACAUCCGUAAGGUGCGGACUUCCACCAUUUUCCGUCGGCCAAAGACCGUGAAACUUCUGAGGAAGCCGAAGUUCCCUCGCAAGACUGCCACUAAAAAGGUAACGAUGGACAAGUUCUCGAUCAUUAAGCAUCCAAUCAACACGGAGUCGGCAAUGAAGAAAAUCGAAGACAAUAACACACUGGUGUUCAUCGUUCACAUCAGGGCCACGAAACACCAGAUCAAGACUGCCGUCAAGCAAUUGUAUGAUAUCAAAGUAUCCAAAGUGAACACUCUCCUGCGACCCGAUAUGAAGAAAAAGGCGUACGUUCGUUUGACCGCGGAUUAUGAUGCUCUCGAUGUUGCCAACAAGAUCGGCAUUAUCUAAACGCUUUAUGCACCAAUGUGCGUUGUCCUAUUUCUGUGCGUCGUUUAAAACCUGUACGCUAAACUAAGAAAAAUAAAGGUCUGCACUUAAGGCAAAAAUGAA